CGAGUAGGGAAGGUCAGUAGAAGUAGCGGGAGAUGGUGUCGAAGGUCUUCUGGAAACCGAGAUGUCCUGCGGUCUUGGCAUCGUGRUGCUCRGCCAAGAGCUGAGUACGGAGGCCUCGUGCGUCGGGGAUGCAAAGUCGGCGAGUGCCUUUGCGGGCUUGGCGUGGAGUGAUAUCUUUCUUGGAGAGGAUGGAGGAGACGAUGGUGUUGUCAGUGCGGAUGGUGAAGUACUGCCCGUCGAGGUACGGGCGCCAGACUGUGAGGGCGUGGAUCACGACGAGGAGUUCCUUCUCGUUGGAGGGGUAAUUCAUCUCCGCGGGAAGGAACUUCUUGCUUGCGAAGGCGAUAGGGUAUUCGCCAGGUGGAGCCUCGGGGUGAGUGGGCGAGUCCUUGAUGGAGGGGGUCUUGGCGGUGUCGCGGGGGAAAUGUUGGGACAGUACGGCUCCGAUGGCGAAGUCGGAGGCGUCAGUGGUGACAUAGAAAUGGCGAGUGGGGUCGGCGAUCUUGAGGACAGGGGCCGUGGUGAUGGUUUGCUUGAGCUCAUCCUUGCGGGUGAGUUCGUGGAGAGGGUAAGAGAUCUCGAAAAAGUUGCGAAUGAAUGGGCGGUAAUAGUUGGCAAGGCCAAGGAAGGAACGGAGUUGGAGGAGGGUCUUGGGUGGGGGGUACUCGACGAGGGCUGUGACCUCCGAGGGGUCCAUACGGAUGCCUUUAGCGGAGACAAUAUGGCUGAGGUAUUCGACGCUCGAAGCGGCAAACGUACAUUUGCUGAGCUUGGCGUAAAAUUUUUGCUCUCGGAGGAUCGCGAGGACUUGGCGGAGGUGCUGAAGGUGGGACUCGAAGGUGGGGCUGAAGACAAGGAUGUCAUCAAGGUAGACAACGAUACAGACUUCGAGGAGGUUGCGGAAGAUGUGGUUCAUGGUGGAUUGAAAGGUAGCGGGGGCAUUGGUGAGUCCGAAUGGCAUCACGAGGAACUCGUAGUGCCCGAACCGAGAGCGAAAGGCAGUCUUGUGAGUGUCCUCUUCGCGGAUACAGAUCUGGUGGAAGCCACUACGAAGGUCGAUCUUGGUAAAGAACUUGGCUCCACGGAGACGAUCAAGGAGCUCGGAAAUCCGAGGUAGGGGUACUUGUUCUUGAUCGUGAUCUGGUUCAAGGCGCGGUAGUCUGUGCACAUGCGGAGUUCCGAAGUUCCACCUUUCUUGACGAAAAGACAGCUGGUUCCGAAGGGGGAUGAACUUGGCUUAAUGAACCCUUUUUCAAGGA
Chara braunii is the source of this 1259-nucleotide messenger RNA. Lineage: Eukaryota; Viridiplantae; Streptophyta; Charophyceae; Charales; Characeae. The record is from the annotation of a GenBank genome assembly.